AUGAGUGAAAAUACCUCAAGACCUCCCACCCACCCCGUAGGUGAAUACCUAAUUAAUGGCAACAAGACCGAAUCUCCAUUACUCCCAAAUAAUCCCACUGCCGGUUUCAAAAUGAACCAUAUGAUGAUGCGAAUCCAAGACCCUGCUCGCUCAUUACACUUCUAUGUCGACUUACUCGGCAUGCGAACCGUGUUCACCAUGGACACCGGCCCCUUCACGAUCUACUAUCUCGGCUACCCCCAAACACCGGAACACCAACAAGAUCUGACAAAAUUCGGCGAGGACACGCUCGCAAAUCUUGCUCAUACUCUUGGGCUUCUGGAACUCUAUCAUAUUCACGGCACUGAAAAUGAGCCCGCGGGACUGUACAGCACCGGCAAUCAACCUCCGAACUUGGGACUUGGACAUUUAGGAUUCACGGUUCCGGACGUCCCAAAGACUUUGGAAUAUUUGAGAUCAAAUGGUGUCGAGGUUGAAAAGGAUUUGGGAGUUGCGACCCGGGAAACUAUCCCCUUGAGUCGUUGGGAGGCUCAGCGCGGUAUCGGACUGGGCGCUGUCCAUCCGGCUUACAGAAAAAUAUUUGAACAGAUUGCGUUUGUUCAAGAUCCGGAUGGUUAUACCAUUGAACUCGUACCUCAAAAUAUGAAAUGA
Penicillium pulvis is the source of this 651-nucleotide messenger RNA. RefSeq names its product lactoylglutathione lyase. The transcript has 2 exons. Bases 1 to 651 code for a protein of 216 amino acids. The record is from RefSeq and is a predicted model, not a curated record. Lineage: Eukaryota; Fungi; Ascomycota; Eurotiomycetes; Eurotiales; Aspergillaceae.